CCAAAAGUGUACCCCAAAUGUACACCACCUAUUUUUCUACCACUCAUUUUUAUUUAUUUAUUUUUUGGGAAUCCAAUUUAUCCAUUGGGAAUCCUACAAACGGGUGGGUUGACUCAAAGCAGUGAUCCAUGGGCACCCAAUCCCCAUCUUCCCAACAAUGGCCGCCAUCUUAGCUGCUUCUCAUCUUUCCCUUUUCAACACUCAGCUCCCCACUCUCUUCAUCUCUGCGCCGCCGGUUUCUCUUUCCCUCCACCGUCUCCGCCGAAACCCUUCCAUUUUCACCGCUGUUCGAGUCCAGCAACAGACGGACAAAGGAUCAGCCCCGCCGGCGCCGGAGCAGCAUCAAUUCGACGACUAUGCGGAGGAUGAAUCCUACGGCGAGGUUAACAGGAUCAUCGGUAGCCGGGCAGCCGAAGGCGGAAGAGGGAUGGAAUACCUGAUCGAGUGGAAAGACGAACACCCUCCGACCUGGAUCCCUUCCGAUUUCAUCGCCAAGGACGUCGUCUCGGAGUACGAGAUCCCCUGGUGGACGGCCGUCAAAAAGGCCGACGAAUCCUCCUUGCGGGAGCUCCUAAACGCCGGCGACGGCGAGAGGGACGCGGACGCAGUGGACGAGGACGGGCGCACGGCUCUACUCUUCGUCUCCGGGCUUGGAUCCGAGGAUUGCGUCAAACUGCUCGCCGAAGCAGGGGCGGACGUCAAUUACAGAGACCCAAGCGGUGGCGGCUUGACGCCUCUGCACAUGGCGGCAGGCUAUGUCCGGCCAGGAACAGUGAAGAUUCUGAUCGAACUUGGAGCAGACCCCGAGGCUGAGGACGACAAGGGGCAGACCCCCCUAGACCUGGCAAGAACAAUCCUGAAGAAGCUAACCCCAAUGCAAUUUGACCGAAGGUUAGGGUUGCAUAGGGUGAUUGGGGUUCUGGAAGAUGCAAUGUUUGAAUUCGCGGAAGUGGAGGAGAUAAUGGAGAAGAGGGGGAAGGGGGAGAAGGCAGAGUACCUGGUGAAGUGGAAGGACAGAGAGGCAAACGAGUGGGUGAAACGCGCUGCUGUAGCUGAUGAUUUGGUGAGUGAUUUUGAGGCGGGGGUGGAGUAUGCAGUGGCAGAGAGGGUUUUGGAGAAGAGAAUGGGAGAAGAGGGGAAGAAGAAGAAGAAGGUGGAGUAUUUGGUGAAGUGGUCGGACAUGGAAGAGGCAACUUGGGAGCCCGCAGAGAAUGUGGAUCCUGCAUUGAUUAUCGAGUUCGAGAAGAAGGAUCAGCAGUCAUGAACCAACAUUGACAAGCUAUGUUGCACGGGUUGUUUCCGAUACUCGAAUUCUUUGUAAAAUUUUGGGAACAAAUAUGGUGUUUUGGUGUUGAUGAGCCUGUACCGGGCUCGGUGCAACUUGGAUAACAGGUGUAAUAGACAAGAAUUUGAAUAAACGUUGUUAAACGAGUUAGGAGGUGUGGAGUUCACACUUGUUCAAUUAUAUGGAUAUGCGUUCGAAAAUACCCCGAACUGCAAGCAAUCCUUCGUAGAAACAGAUGUUUUCGCGUGAACACUCAUGUGUGGUCAUUGUUUUUCAUCUAUAUAAAUAUAGACAUGUGUGAUCU
Messenger RNA from Cuscuta campestris, 1589 nucleotides. NCBI's taxonomy places the organism in Eukaryota, Viridiplantae, Streptophyta, Magnoliopsida, Solanales, Convolvulaceae. The record is from the annotation of a GenBank genome assembly.